Lingula anatina is the source of this 3128-nucleotide messenger RNA. RefSeq names its product RING finger protein 215. Lineage: Eukaryota; Metazoa; Brachiopoda; Lingulata; Lingulida; Lingulidae. The record is from RefSeq and is a predicted model, not a curated record.
UGGUGGACGUCGGGUUGGUAAUUUUAACCAACCUGGCUAUAUUUAGGAGUUCUACUUCUAAUGUGAAAAAUAUGCACCUUUUAAAUUGUGCACUUUUGAUACUGGUAGCUGUGCCUACAAAUGCAGACCGCAAUGCUGAUGUCACUGUCAACAAACUCGAAGAUUCGGGUGGUAAACUGAAGGAACAAGAUGGCAUGAAAAUGAGGGGAGCGUUCACUAAAGUCGGUGAGGUGAAAAAUGUGAAAGGGCGGCUUAGACAGGUCCCUGUUCGCUGUGAACUUGACGACUCUUCCUCACCACACCAGGAGAGUGCUCAUGAGUGGAUAGCAGUGUUAGACUACUCAGCUCUCAACGUUGAUGACACGUAUGCAGUCAAUGAUACACAGUGUACAGUGCUUGAGAAGGUGAAGAAGGCCAUGCUGUUGGGUGCCUCAGCCAUCAUAAUUCUCACUAUUAAUAGGAAUAUCAUCAAAGAGCUUGACGUGCCACAAGUGUUCAGUAGACCUGUAGUUGUGAUUUAUGCUGCUGAAAAUAUUACUGCUUUUCUUGAAGUUCUCACAAGCAAAAUCAAAGCUUUGGUGCAGAUAACAUACAAUACCUCUAUCCAUGAUCUCCAGAAAAUCUCCACCCUCACCCUGUGGGCCACAUGUGGCAGAUCCAGUGGAGUGGCUACCUUUAAUGAGUGGGAGGGCGUGGUCUGCCUGGGCAAGGAGGAUGAUACCAAGACAGACCCUGCCCAGUUCUGGAGUGUCUUCUUCUCAAGUAUUGCCACACUCUUCCUGCUGCUGCUAAUCAAAGCUGGAAGGAGAAGAACUGAGGAUCCUUACCACCAGGUGGAGGUUGCCCUGCGUAAACUGGCACACACUGCAGUAGCGUCUAUGCAGACUAGGCGUUACCAUACCUCAAAGCAUGAUGAUAGUGAGAGAGAUACCUGUGCUGUUUGCUUAGAUGUCUUUCUGCAUAGACAGAAAAUCCGUGUUCUUCCAUGUUACCAUGAAUUCCAUACAAAAUGUGUGGACACAUGGCUAAUUAAGAAUAGGACAUGCCCCCUGUGUAAGCGCAAUAUAUUAGAACAAAAACAUGUGCAGUAAUGGAUGACUGUCCACAUUUGAAUUAUUUUACUGAACAGUUUUUAUGUUCAGUGUUUUAACAUUACAUGCAUGGAUAAGGUAGCUGCCUUUUUGGAUAUUAUUUUACCAGUUACUGGUACACAGUACUGGGGUAUUUGUGUGCUUUUGCAUCUAGUCAAGGUCUUGAUAUCAGGAUGCUUGUGCCAGAUCAGAUUGAAGGUGUUGCUGCCCUGCAGCAGGAACUAACUAAUCUUAAAACUGACCUUGAGCCUACUAAUGCAACUUUUGGUUGCUUGUCGUCAUGUUACAGUUUCAGGUUUUUAUUCACAUUGGUCAAACAUACAUUUUUUUAGCUCAAAUGAGCUUUCUGCAUAUUAUCACAAAACAUGAAUGUUGUAUGUAAGUCGAACAAGAGAUCUGAUGAAGUCCAUGACAGAAUUGUGUAGUGAAUGGUUCCUUGAAAUUAGAGUUUACUGUAGCAGUUAUCUAGUUUGUUAGAUCUUCCCAGGACAUUAUUUUGUGUAUGGCGAAAUUUUGCGAAAUGCAGUUUAAAAAUCAAAUACACUAAAAGUGCUUAUUGCUGCCGUAACUUUGGUCCUCGUACACAUUUGAUAUAUUAGCAUGUUUAUGUUUAUUUAAUUUGUAUUUUAUAGUAGACGUGUUAUCAUUAUUUAUUAUUAUUUAUUGUUAUUGUGACACUUAUAUUGUGAUUGAGAGACAAGGCAACCUCAGUAUUGGAGAGCCAUGAACAGUUAUUUAUUUAUAUCAUACAUUUUAAUGCGUGAAAUACAUGUAGAUCUGUGUUAACAGUUUGCUAGAGUAAACCAAGCGUCAUAUCAAAGCAAGGUAUGGACAAACAUUCAUAAAACCCUUUUUUAUUUAUAAUCUUCUAGGGUCACAUGUUUGGACUCUUAAAUGUUUUUUUAGAAAAACAUUGAUGUAUCCCUGGAUUGCCAUAAUGAUCCUUGCCAUCAUAUACAAUGUGCAGUAGGAGGCGUCGUAAUAAAGUGUUUUGCCAAUCAAUGACGAAUCAUGUGAUUUCCCGGUGUUCAUUUUUGUGUGCGCUAUAUGAAAAAUGUUAAUAAGCAGGUUUAAAUAUUCUCUGAGACCCGUGUGGAGGACUUUGUACAAAACACCCAUUCCUUCAGGCAUACGUAAGUGAAACGUCUUAAAACCACUAGUCACACAGCCAAACGGAACUAUUCUCGGAUUUACAUGAAUUGGCGUUAUGUUGUUCCUAUUAUCGUAGCGUUUUAUCACAGGCUUGGAAGCAUUUGUAAUUAAUUUGUCAUCGAUUCAUUUACGAUGGCUCUUCCAGUCUCCACUAAAAAGACAUUAAAUCAAACGUGCCAUAUGCUUUACAUAUUGCGUCUGUUGACUUUGCCAGAAAACUAAUUGUGCAACAUACUCCGAGCAAGAAUAUAAACGCCCUACGAAAAAAAACAGUGUUAAGGGUUAUAAAUAUAUAUUUCAUCAUACAAAGUGGGUUUUAUCCGUAGCCCAUUGCAUUUUACAUAAAUCACGUGGGGCGUUUAUAUUUUUGUUUAGUGUACAUGUAUUAUCAGUAAAAUGCAAAAUGCUUCAACUUCACACCCCUCGUUGCGCCACCAGUAACGAAUAUAUCUUUUAUAGGGAUGAUCCGUUGGAUCCUUUCCAAGUGUUUAUUUCCAUGCCAGACGCCUCGUCGUUAAGAGAACUCACACCUGUCGGUCACCUUGGACGCUGGGGAGGGCGUUCUGAUGCCAUGGGACGAACGUGUAUCUAAAAGCAGACAGAUAUCGCAUGCAAAAGAUCGAAAUGAUAAUGUAACCUUUGCAAAUGAAAGGGGAAGCUUGAACAACAGGAAGCAUUGUACAACAGAGAAGAUACAGUAGCACAUUUAACUGAGGUAUGAACAUUAUAUGGACUAAAAUCGCCCAAACCUAAGGCUAAGUGUAAUUUUUAGUUUCUUUUGUUGACGUUUUCAGAACUUGUAUUGGCAUUUUCAUUGGUGAGAACCAAUUAAUAGAACAUACUUGAAAGCGCUAUAGUUAAUGGCACGAUACGGAAAUGAGUUUG